Molecule: messenger RNA, 2385 nt
Organism: Amoebophrya sp. A25
Lineage: Eukaryota; Dinophyceae; Syndiniales; Amoebophryaceae
Source: the annotation of a GenBank genome assembly
AUGGCCGCCCCACGUGGGAUCUUCUGGCAUCGUUAUGCCGACCCGCAGUUUGGCCCAAUCGAAGCACUUACGCAACAGAGCAUGCUGGACAUGAUAUCUAUUAUCAAAGGAAAUGAAGACCUUGUCCUGGGAUUUGCGAACUACGGCGUCACGAGCCAGGAGCUUACCAACUAUGUAACCACCAUCCCACAAGUUGAUAUUCAAGGUGGAGCUGCUGUGCCGAUGGACCAAACGCUGCGUGAAUGGGUCACUGCGUACAUUGCCACCCACGCAGUAUGGGAAACCUUUGGUAACAUCCCGUGGCAGGACGCGUGGAGCACGAACGAGUUGGGCCAAAUUUGUGGCGCGCUUGGGGUGCCCGCCUACGGGACGAAGGGCCAGAAGUAUGCCAGAAUUCUCACCCAUGCGGCAAACAAUCCACCAGCCGUCCCGCCAGUAUUUACUGCGAACGCCGGCCUGUACUCGUGCGGAAAUGACCAGUUCAUUUGGCCGGGACAACUACUUCCGGGGCCAGUAGGACAGAUGCCAGUACCAGUGGGCCCGGCGCAACCACCUCCUAUGCUGCCCCAUCCACUGCCGCCGGUAGUGGUGCAACAGCCAGCGAUCACACAACAGCAGUUGAUGGACAUGUUGAAGAACCUGUUUGGACAAGGCUCUACCGCCAUGAACGCGCCGCCGGUGGUUAACGGUAUUGCGGCCGACCCGGCAACUGUACACAACCGACCGACCCAGAAUUUAUUCGGCAUAUUGGGUAUGGAUGGCUUUAUGGACCAUGAUCAACCGGGACCUAUUCAGCCAAACCAGUGGUACAGCGCGAGGAACCCAAACGGGAUCCACCCACCGGGACACCCGAAUGAAGCAUACGAAACGGUUUACGGCCUGUACUCGGACCCUCAGACGCCGGCUCAAGUCGCCCUUCUUGGGCAAGCCGCACCACCGCAUACGGAGCACAACUACAUCAUCACCUGGAUGGCGCGAGGAGGUGCUGUCCAGAUGUAUGCUAACAUGAUGCGCGAUACGGACUGGCAAUGCCACCUGGCUAAGUCGAUAACCAUCGCGCAACUGGGCAUCGCACCGCAGGCGCUGCAGAGGCAGAAAUUCGAAGUGGUCGCAAAAUACAUGCAUGUUAGCCAAGCGACCAUGGCUUACUUCUUGCUAACCAAGGUCGAGACGGAUCUCGCUCUAGGCCGCCAAGCACUCGUGUUUCUCAUGAUCAACGGCCUUGAAGCGGAAAAAUCUCUCUUCCUCCGCUACGUGACCUACGACGAACUGCAAAAGGACUUGAAGAACUUCAUCGCCUACAAGGAAGUCGCAGGUCCAACCAUGCGCAUGAUGGAAAAAUUCUACCAAAAUCUUUACAAGGCCGCCCGCAGCAAAGUGUUACCCAACCUGCCUAUGUCAUUUUGGAAAGGCUGGGAGGUGGACAAGCUGUGGAAACUGGAGGCGCAGAUACAAAACGAGUUCGCAGGACACGAGCAGGUCGAGGUCGCCGUCUCUUACCUGGACGCGAACGCAUUCGCACAAGAAACGAGCAAGACUAUCCUAGAGAAGCUCCUGAUCUACGUCGGCGAAGCGACGUCAGAAACGGAAGCUAUGCGCAUCACGGCCUCCUAUAAUUUUCUUCUGAAUGGCCUUGAUAAAACCGAAACUGUGUUCCACAUCGUGCCCCUCCUCAUGUAUUUCAAGAUCAAGGGCCACACGGCGCAGCAAAACAAGGACGUGAUCCAGUACUUAGCCACGAACCAUUCCGUCUUCACCACCGAGGUCGAGAACCGCAAGAAACGCUACGGAGCAGCAAAGCGCGCAACGCUGUCACGGAACGACGGGUCUGCUCCCCCGCCGCUGAAGCAACGCAAAGCCGCACACGAAGACGAGACCCCACCGGCAGCAUCUCCCGGUGCAAAUCACGCUGACACGCCUAGGACUCGCCCAGGAGGAGCAGACGCCGGUGCCACUACAGACACAUUAGCGGCGCAAACCGAUGCCGCCAAGAAGGCACAAGCGAACCGCGAAGCAGCAAGAGCUGCCUGGGACGCACGACCGAAGAAAGUCGUGAAGUAUGCCGACCUGGAUCAGAGCUUCACCGGAAGCGACCCGGUCAUGGGGCGCGACUACGGCCAAAAAGUUGACGUCACCAUGAACGGCUGGGUCGUAGACAAAAAUAGCGGCCGCAUCGAACCAUGCAUCCUUGCAGAGCGCGCGCAACUAAAUUUCGGACUACAAGCACGGGACUGCGCCCCAUUCCACUUAACGGGCAAAUGCGCCUUCGGAAACGCGUGCAGCUUCACCCACAUGUGGGCGAGGGGCGGUGAGAAAACCUGGAAAGAGGUGAUCCAACUACAAAAUAAGGCCCAACGCAAAGGCCGCGGAAAAAAGGGAAAGUAA